This is a messenger RNA of Meriones unguiculatus (Mongolian gerbil), 10014 nucleotides long. RefSeq names its product nuclear receptor binding SET domain protein 3 (gene Nsd3). Bases 479 to 4813 code for a protein of 1444 amino acids. The transcript is spliced from 25 exons. Gene Ontology annotation, biological process: regulation of DNA-templated transcription. Gene Ontology annotation, cellular component: nucleus; chromatin. The record is from RefSeq and is a predicted model, not a curated record. Gene Ontology annotation, molecular function: histone H3K36 methyltransferase activity. NCBI's taxonomy places the organism in Eukaryota, Metazoa, Chordata, Mammalia, Rodentia, Muridae.
CGGGUCCAGUGCCUGCCCGGGAGGUCGGGGUGCCUUCCGAGCCGGACGCGGACGCUGCCUGGCACCCCCCCGCCGUGCUUGCAAACUGGCAGCCUCCCGUCUCUCACCGCGGCAGAAAGGGAGACUGGCCCGGCUCAGGCUCUCGUCCUAAAAGUGCUGCCCCGCGUCGGGACGCGGGGGGCCAGGGCGCUGUGCUGACAGCUGUCAGGCUGUCGGCGCCUCGCGAGCCUCGGCCCUCCCCGGCCUGCGUAAUCGCGUGCGGGGCAAUCUUCCCGACACCUAGGAAUCGUAGAGCAGGGCCACUCGAGUACCAUAUGGCGUCUAGUACGCGCCGCCGCUUAGUAUCCAUUCAGUGAAGAAGGCUACUGUAUUUAUCAAACACCUGAAAUCCAAAUCUGCGUUGAUUACUACUGUGCUCUUCAUCAGCCCACUUGGCUCGAUGAGAGAAAGGGAAAGUUAAGGAUGCUGGAGCAGAACAAUGGAUUUCUCUUUCUCUUUCAUGCAAGGGAUCAUGGGAAACACAAUUCAGCAACCACCUCAACUCAUUGACUCCGCCAACAUCCGUCAGGAGGAUGCCUUUGAGAACAACAGUGACAUUGUUGAAGAUGGUGGCCAGACACCCUUCGAAGCUACUGUGCAACAAGGUUUUCAGUACCCACCUACAGCAGAAGACCUUCCUCCACUCACAAAUGGCUACCCACCGUCAAUCAGCUUGUAUGAGACGCAAACCAAAUACCCACCAUAUAAUCAGUAUCCCAAUGGGUCAGCCAACGGUUUUGGUGCAGUUAGAAACUUUAGCCCUACUGACUAUUACCAUUCAGAAAUUCCAAACACGAGACCACAUGAAAUUCUGGAAAAACCUUCUCCUCCACAGCCUCCUCCUCCUCCUUCGGUACCACAGACUGUGAUUCCAAAGAAGACAGGCUCACCUGAGAUUAAACUAAAAAUAACCAAAACCAUCCAGAAUGGCAGGGAAUUGUUUGAGUCUUCCCUCUGUGGAGACCUUCUAAAUGAAGUACAGGCAAGUGAGCACACAAAGUCAAAGCACGAAAGCAGAAAGGAAAAGAGGAAAAAAAGCAACAAGCAUGAGUCGUCCAGGUCCGAAGAGCGCAGGUCACACAAAACCCCCAAGGUAGAGCCAGAGGGACAGAAUAGACCAAAUGAGAGGGUGGACACUGCACCAGAAAAGCCAAGAGAAGAGCCAGUUCUCAAAGAGGCCGUCCCGGUUCAGCCAAUACUGUCUUCUGUUCCAACAACAGAAACGUCCACUGGUGUUAAGUUCCAGGUCGGUGAUCUUGUUUGGUCCAAGGUGGGAACCUAUCCUUGGUGGCCUUGUAUGGUUUCAAGUGAUCCCCAGCUUGAGGUCCAUACCAAAAUUAACACAAGAGGUGCCCGGGAAUAUCAUGUCCAGUUUUUUAGCAACCAGCCAGAGAGGGCGUGGGUCCACGAGAAACGGGUACGGGAGUACAAAGGUCAUGAACAGUAUGAAGAGUUAUUAGCUGAGGCAGCCAAACAAGCCAGCAAUCACUCUGAAAAGCAAAAGAUUCGGAAACCCCGGCCUCAGAGGGAACGUGCCCAAUGGGAUAUUGGCAUUGCUCAUGCAGAGAAAGCAUUGAAAAUGACCCGAGAAGAAAGAGUAGAACAGUACACUUUCAUCUAUAUCGAUAAGCAGCCAGAAGAGGCUUCAUCCCAAGCAAAGAAGAACGUUACCUCCAAGACUGAAGUCAAGAAACCCCGAAGACCAAGAUCUGUGAACAGUCAGGCAGAACAGACCAGUGCUGGGGAGGUGGCCUCCUCACAGCCAAGUACUGACCUUCGAAGACAGAGCCAGAGGCGGCACACCAGCUUGGAAGAGGAAGAGCCACCUCCUGUUAAAAUAGCCUGGAAAACAGCAGCCGCGAGGAAAUCCUUACCAGCUUCCAUCACAAUGCACAAGGGGAGCCUAGAUUUGCAGAAGUGCAAUAUGUCUCCAGUUGUGAAAAUUGAACAAGUGUUUGCUCUCCAGAAUGCGACAGGAGAUGGGAAGUUUAUUGAUCAGUUUGUUUAUUCAACGAAGGGAAUUGGUAACAAAACAGAAAUAAGUGUCAGGGGGCAAGACAGGCUUAUAAUCUCUUCACCAAGUCAGAGAAGUGAGAAGCCAACUCAGAACACAUCAUCCCCUGAGACGACAUCUGGUUCUGCAGGCCCAGUAGAAAAGAAGCAGCAGAGAAGAUCAAUCAGGACUCGAUCUGAAUCAGAGAAAUCCACCGAGGUUGUGCCAAAGAAGAAGAUCAAAAAGGAGCAGGUUGAAACAGCUCCCCAGGCUGCCCUGAAGACUGGAUUACAGAAAGGUGCCAGCGAGAUUUCAGAUUCCUGUAAACCUCUAAAGAAGAGGAGUCGCGCCUCAACUGAUGUAGACGCGACUAAUUCUGCGUCCAGAGACACAUCUGACUCCGACUCUAGAGGACUGAGCGAUCUGCAGGUCAGCUUUGGAAGACAAGUAGACAGCCCUUCAACUGCUGCUGACGCAGAUGCUUCCGAUGCGCAGUCGGUGGACUCCAGCUUGUCACGGAGAGGCGUGGGAAAGAGUAAGAAGGACACCGUGUGCCAGAUCUGUGAAAAUGUUGGUGAUUCUCUGGUUUCCUGUGAGGGCGAGUGCUGCAGACACUUCCACUUGGAGUGCCUGGGGCUAACUGCAGCCCCCGAGGGAAGGUUCAUCUGUGAGGAGUGUGAAACUGGGCAGCACCCAUGUUUUUCAUGUAAAGUGUCUGGUAAGGAUGUGAAACGUUGUUCUGUUAAUGUUUGUGGAAAAUUUUAUCAUGAAGCCUGUGUCCGCAAAUUUCCCACUGCCAUCUUUGAGUCAAAAGGAUUCCGCUGUCCCCAGCAUUGUUGCUCUUCCUGCUCUAUGGAGAAAGAUAUCCACAAAGCAAGUAAAGGCCGCAUGAUGAGGUGCUUGCGCUGUCCAGUCGCCUAUCACUUUGGAGAUGCGUGUGUCGCUGCUGGAAGCGUAUCUGUGUCCUCCCACACUCUGAUCUGUAGUAACCAUUCCAAACGGAGUAGUCAUUCUGCCGCUGUAAACGUAGGCUUUUGUUUCGUUUGUGCCAGAGGGCUGAUAGUUCAGGACCAUUCAGACCCCAUGUUCAGUUCAUAUGCCUAUAAAUCCCACUACCUACUGAAUGAAUCAAACCGUGCUGAGUUGAUGAAAUUACCUAUGAUUCCUUCUUCGUCAGCUUCCAAAAAGAAAUGUGAGAAAGUUACUAAGGCUGUCUGUUUGUUUCAAGGUGGAAGAUUGCUCUGCUGUGAAUCGUGCCCUGCUUCUUUUCAUCCAGAAUGCCUGAGCAUAAACAUGCCAGAAGGCUGCUGGAAUUGCAAUGACUGUAAAGCUGGCAAGAAACUGCAUUACAAACAGAUUGUUUGGGUCAAGUUGGGAAAUUACAGAUGGUGGCCUGCAGAGAUCUGCAGUCCCAGGUCUGUGCCGCUGAACAUCCAGGGCCUUAAGCAUGGUGUUGGGGACUUCCCUGUGUUCUUCUUUGGUUCCCAUGACUACUAUUGGGUACACCAAGGCAGGGUGUUCCCUUACGUUGAAGGAGACAAAAACUUUGCUGAGGGACAGACUAGCAUUAACAAGACCUUCAAAAAAGCACUGGAAGAAGCUGCAAAACGUUUCCAGGAGUUGAAAGCACAGCGAGAAAGUAAGGAGGCUUUGGAGAUAGAGAAAACCUCAAGAAAACCCCCUCCCUACAAACACAUCAAGGCUAACAAAGUAAUAGGAAAGGUGCAGAUCCAGGUGGCUGACCUGUCAGAGAUUCCCCGCUGUAAUUGCAAGCCUGCUGAUGAAAACCCUUGUGGCUUGGAGUCCGAGUGUCUGAACAGAAUGUCCCAGUAUGAGUGUCACCCACAGGUGUGUCCUGCUGGGGACCGCUGUCAAAACCAGUGCUUCACGAAGAGGCUCUACCCCGAAGCAGAGAUCAUCAAAACUGAGCGGAGAGGCUGGGGCCUCAGAACCAAAAGAAGCAUUAAGAAGGGUGAACUUGUGAAUGAAUAUGUUGGUGAAUUAAUUGAUGAGGAAGAAUGCAGACUUCGAAUCAAGCGAGCACACGAGAACAGUGUAACUAAUUUUUAUAUGUUAACUGUUACCAAGGACCGUAUAAUUGAUGCUGGACCAAAAGGAAAUUAUUCUCGUUUCAUGAACCACAGUUGUAAUCCAAACUGUGAGACGCAGAAGUGGACAGUGAAUGGAGAUGUUCGAGUCGGACUAUUUGCUCUCUGUGAUAUCCCUGCAGGGAUGGAGUUAACAUUUAAUUAUAACUUGGAUUGUCUGGGCAAUGGCAGGACAGUGUGCCACUGCGGAGCAGAUAACUGCAGUGGCUUCCUAGGAGUACGGCCAAAGUCUGCCUGUGUAUCAGCAACUGAUGAGAAGACAAAAAGUGCCAAGUUAAAGAAAAAACGGAAAAUCAAAACAGAGCCAAAGCAAAUUCAUGAAGAUUACUGUUUUCAGUGUGGGGAUGGUGGAGAGUUGGUCAUGUGUGACAAAAAGGACUGUCCCAAAGCCUACCACCUCCUAUGCCUUAACCUGACUCAGCCACCAUACGGAAAGUGGGAGUGCCCGUGGCAUCAGUGUGACGAGUGCGAUGCCGCCGCCGUCUCCUUCUGCCAGUUCUGCCCACACUCCUUCUGCAAGGGUCACGAGAAAGGGGCCCUGCUGCCCUCUGCACUAGAAGGCCGUCUCUGCUGCUUGGACCACGACCCUGCGUCUCCCGUGUCGCCAGAGUACUGGAGCAAGAUCAAAUGUAAAUGGGAGUCACAAGACAGUGGGGAAGAAGCCAAGGAGUGAAUGGUGGUGACUUCCUCCCUGCUGCUCUAAGUGGAAGAAGAAAAUAGGACACAUUGAAAACCGAGCGGGGCUGGUGCUCUUGCCAUCAGACCACCUCGCCAAGGGAAAACGGGAGCCAGUUCACGCGGGCUGAAGCGGCUGGUGGUGUACGGUUUUCUAUCUUGUUUUGUUGCUUUGGGGAUAAGUUUGUGGGCAGUGAAAUCCCCUUGCUCCUUUCUCGCCUUUUAUUGUGCUUCAGUGUCUUUGCAACUAGCGAAAGAGGUGUCCUCAUAUCUAGAGCUGAGAGAAAGAGAAAAGAUCAACGUAAACCCCAAGAUGUAAUCCUUGGUUGUAUUAAGCAAGAUUAGCCAUUCCUUUAUUUAUUUUCAUUUUUAGGAAUUAUGAGAAAUAGUUCAAACAAUCUAACCUCUGUGUGUGUGUGUGUGAGAGAGAGAGAGAGAGAGAGAGAGAGAGAGAGAGAGAGAGAGAGAGAGAGAGUGACUACCUUUAUAUACCUCUUUACAGAGCUGUAAGUUGGCUAACUUCUCUUUCCUUUUUCACAUGCCUUUUCUAGUGUCAGAGAAGGCUCUUAGCAAAUAUUCAGCCUGGCAUCUUGGAAACAAAUGCCUUGACAGCAUUUACCUCUGAGGUCUUACCUAGGCGGGCUUCCUGGUGCAGUAACUAUAGAAACGUGUGGGUUUGUCUUGUAGGGAAACGGAAUGAAUGCAUUCACGGAUUCUGAAAUGUCAUCCAUUUACAGAUUUUUCUGAUGCCUUUAUGGUACAUGAAUGCCUGAGAGAAUGUUCAUUCCUGUCGCUCUGACACACUGGCAAGGAGCUAAAGAAAGAUAAAGGCACAAACCAAAAGUUAGAUCAUAUAUGCACCAUUUUCUGACCAACUUAAAGCGGACUCCAGUCUGACUUAGAAUUUAAGGGCAUUUUAUUUUUCUGUCUUUCCCUCUGCCAAUCAUGUUUCCUUUGCCAUCUGAUCAUUCGGUCAUGUUCCCUGUAAAGCUAUGUAAUUGAAUCUGAAUUCUAUUUUAAUAGAUUUCACCCCUAACUUAGGGGUGAUAAAAGUAGACAGAGACAUGCCCAAGUUCAUGUCCACAACUUCUACCUAGUAUUAUGCAGCACUCAGCCCUGUCCCCGCUGAGGAGGGGCAAGAACUUCUUUUAGGGGUAUGUAGAGCCACGGAGACGCACUUGUCUUACAAAGCACUGUGAGCACUCCCCAGAGAGCCAGUGUUGCAGGCACAGCUGCGAUUUGGAGCAGUACAGACCCAGGCAAACCAAGGCGUCUGCCCACAGAGCUCACUGGCUUCUAGCACUUAGGAAUAUAUCUCUUCCAGUAUUACUUGUAUGGAAUCAUGUCGGACAGUAUAACACUGCACUAAAUAGAAGUCUGGUGUCACCAAGACACGUGAACUUCCUCAGUGAGUUUUAACUACUUGCUGUCCUCAAGAACCUCGUACUUCCCUAACACGGGGUGGAAGACCCUCUGUGGCACCCUGUGGUUGUGUUAGGUGUGUUUGUUCCUUUUUUAAUUUUUUUACAGAUCAGUUCAGACCUCUUCUCUGGACAAAAGAAAGAGGAAUUUUGUGCCUCUUUUUUUAUAUGUAAUUGUGCAAUUUAUAAACAACAGACACUACAGGUCCUCUCUCUCAGCUCCUAAACUGCCGUUUACCUGGUUGUAGCAACUGUAGCCCUGCUGGUUAGCAAGCCCACGGGCGGAGGAAGACAGGAUGUCCCACGGCACCCGAGCAGUCACCGUGAAGCACAGCCCACGCAAACACUAACCUUUGCUCUUGAGCAAUCAGGAAGUUCGAUGUCCUUUAAAAAAUAAUGUAAGACUAUCUGGGUUUUAGCAUACUAAAAUUUUUAUUUUAUACAAACAUGUUAAACAUUUUUUAAGUCACUGAUAAUUGCAAAUGUAACUCUUGUGAGAAUAAUGUCCAGUAUGAAAUUGUAUCUUGUUUCCUUUUUGACCUCAUGCUUUUUAGUAUCUGAUAACUUUUAUAUAGUAAGCCCGAGGAUGCAUCAUGUAUUUACUGAAUGCCUUAGGCUGAACUAUCUCUAUUUUGCUUCUCUGGUGUGGCAUAUUUGUUUUUAUAUCUAUGAAAGAACUUUGCACUUUUCAGAUCUUUUCUUUUUUGAUGAUUAAUAGGCUUGUUCUACCAUUUCAGAAGCCAAGUAUGAAAAAAAGUAGUUGAGCACAGCCCACAAGCUUUCUGUACUCCACGCCUGCCUCUGCUGUGCCCGUGCAAAGGGCCUCUUCCUGCCGCGGUGGCCGCUGUCAUAGAGUUGAAGGUUAAGAAAGCAGAAAGCUCCCAGGCAGUGUGGGCGCACACACAUGCUCUCCUGUAAUGUGUCAGUGGCUUUUCCAGCACACAGCGCUGGCUCACAGCCUGGGGCUGCCAGUUGUUAGCUUUUAAACAUGCAUUGGGUAUACAGCAUUUGUGGCUGGUUUGGUUCAGCCUAGAAGGGAAAGGACUAAAAGCAGCACGGGCCAAUGGUGGGACUGUUAACCUCAGGAGGAAGACGAGGUUCCUGAUGAUCAGUGUAAAGCUUUUGAAGUCUGAGUGGAAAGAGCUAGAGGUGAGAGCAUGGGCCUGGCACAGGCCUGGCACCUUGGAGGCUGCACUGGGUUUCCACAGUAGCUGCCUGUGCCCGGCUGAGCAGGAAGGGGCGAACGCUCUUUACCGCCCUGUGCUGUGGCCACCAUUUACUUCUUCAGUCGCUAGUCAGUGUUGGAGUUCAGAGUGGAGCGGGUUUUAUCUUCAUUCUCAAAACCUAGCUUUCCUAAGCUGUAGAAUAGACUGUUUUCUGUGUGUUACAUAAAUAAUAUAUAUAUAUAUAUAAAACAUAUAUAUUAUAUGUAAAAAUGAGUUAGGAAUGUAUUUGAAAUAAAAAGAUAGUCGUGGAAGGGGCGCUGCCGCCCGCUGCUCUCUGUCAGUGUGUCCUGCCGAGGUGUUUGCAGAAGUGUGUAAACAGCGUGGCUCCGAGACCGGAGUGUCUGUCUGCCGAGGUGAAGCACUCGCUGGGCUGGUGGGCAGCUUUCAUGAAGCAGUUUCUUGUUGGAGUUCUUCCUUACACGCUGUGUUCUCUUAGGGUCAAAGCCAGACAAAGACAGUGUGAAAUCGUGUCACCUCUCUGAAUGUGGGCGCUGGCUGUCCCGGACCUGCUGCUUAGCCUGUUUUAUUUUAAACACAGCACUUCUCUGACUGCGCUCAGCUGCCACAAAGCUGGGGCGCUGCCAGCCACCUGCCAUGUCCUAAUGGGAAAACAUGGCCUGUAUGUCUCCCAGCUCGACGGCUUGUCGUUGUUGUAUUUCUCAUGAGAUUACAGUGGCAUUGCUUUAUUUCUAGACUUGAAUUAUUUUUCACAUGGCUAUUGCAUCUGACCACACGUGGUCUCUGCUUAUUUGUAACAAAAAAAGUAGACCUUGGUCCAUUUUCAGGUGGACUAAAGGAGAGACUGUAGGCAGCUUUGCAAUGGAUUAGCAGAUAUAGGGAAGGAAGACAUUUGUACGUGCUCAAAUAUCACCAGUUUUUACCUUGGGUGAGGUGCUGGGGGUCUCUGGAGGAAGGGAUGGCAAUGGUGAGUGUUUAUCACCUGGAGCACUGAGCCCUCUGCCUCAUUGAAUUCAGGUUCUUCAAGCACUUGAGACUCCUGAGCUGCUCAUCACAGUUCCCUUUUAAAAUUAUGACAGGAGAAGCAGCACUUUGUGUACUGUCAAAAAUAAAGCUCUUCCCGGGGGCACAGGCGCUUAGGUGUGGCAGCGCCUUUAAGGAAGAGGCUGAUGUCCUGCGUGGGGCAUCAGCAGUUUUAGAAAUUACUUCCUAUGUUCUUAUUUUUUUUCUCCUUGUUUGCCUCAUCCCAAAGUACCUCUUCCUUUUAAUAUAUGCUUGUGUAUGUGUGUGUGUGGGGGGGUGCAUUCAUGUUAUACUCCUAAAAUGCUAUCCAUAACCCGUUUCAAAAAAACUUUUCCACCAUGCAUGGUUGCACACGCCUUUAAUCCCAGCACACGCCUGUGAGUUCAAAGCCUACAUGCUGGGCUCCAGGACAGUCAGGGCUAUGUAGACAUACCCUGUCUCAAAAGGGGAGAAAAGGAAGAAAUUCUGUUGUUUGAGUUUUGUCAAUCCAUUGCAAAAGUGGCAGAUGUGAGCACUUAUACCUGUGGGGGAGGGGAGUAAAAGUAUUGCUUGUCCUUCAGUAGGCUCUGAAAGUCAUUUGCCUGUAAGUUAAAGGGGAAAAUAGAAGUUGCCAAAGUCAGUAUUCGGUCCUUGAUUUUUCUUGUGACGUCACCACAACUGCUAAUGGAUGAGAAGCGCCCCAGCUUCCACUGUCCCCUUCCCUGCUGGCUGACCCUUGCUGUGUGCAAAUGGCUUUCAAGUCUCUUCAGUUUGCCUAGAUAUAGUAUUGUCAGUCAAAAGGAAUGAGGAAAAUUUACACUUACUUUGUUGUCAAUUAACAUCUUAUUUUUUUGUUAUGUAUUCUGUGGUAACUGUCUUGCCACUAAUAACGUAACUGAUUACAGCUGGCUAAGAUGGUCUUUUUAUAUACAAACAUUUGUGUAUAUUUUGAAUUGAUAUGGCAAAUUCAGUUGUAUCCACUUGAAUAUUAUACAAUAAACAAGUAUCUGCAGAUUCCCGUCUUCAUUCUUUGUGUUCUUUGAAUAAUGUUCUUGACAGAUUGUUCACAUCCGUAUGUACCUGUAAGAAACUCUGUAGAGCCUGUGAGAUGUUAUUUUGCUUAAACCACUUGAGUCCUUACCAUCAAAGUGUGAGCAUCCACCCAGCUCUAGUUGCUGUGACCUGGAGCUCCUGACACUAAGGGAUUAGUGCUCAUCUUCCGGAAAGAUUCUACUAGAGCAUUCCUUUGAGACAUAUUUUAAGGAUUUUGUUUAUUGACCAAUGUCUUAUUGCAGAGUAUGAGCCUACCAGUCUUGGUUAACCUGUACAUAGAUGGCUCACUGUUAACUAGUUGUAGUGUAUGUAAGAUUGCCUGUAACAGUCAAGCUUCUAACUGAUGCAUACUGAUGGGACAGUUUUUGUACAUUGUAUUUCCUGAAAUUUUGCCUUUUUAAUUUCACAGAUGCUUUAGAAUUCAAAUGUGUUUUCUGCUUCUGUAAGAAAGAAUGUGGAAAGGUUUCUAAUGGCAUUUCACUGAUUUCAGGUCUUGCUUGAGGUUGACUUUAAUAAAUUGUCCUGUAUGUUCUACUUAA